This is a messenger RNA of Girardinichthys multiradiatus, 1915 nucleotides long. RefSeq names its product tropomyosin 3 (gene tpm3). NCBI's taxonomy places the organism in Eukaryota, Metazoa, Chordata, Actinopteri, Cyprinodontiformes, Goodeidae. Gene Ontology annotation, cellular component: actin filament. The transcript has 10 exons. Gene Ontology annotation, molecular function: actin filament binding. Gene Ontology annotation, biological process: actin filament organization; muscle contraction. The record is from RefSeq and is a predicted model, not a curated record. Bases 110 to 964 code for a protein of 284 amino acids.
AUCUUUGGUGUUUGCUUUGCCCUCUAGUUUGCCAGGCUACCAGGUCCACUCUCCUGCAGACAUCUGUAUUUGUCUUUUUUCUGCCUGCAAACACCCUCCAACAGCAAAAAUGGAAGCUGUCAAAAAAAAGAUGCUUAUGCUAAAGUUGGACAAGGAGAAUGCACUGGACCGGGCUGAACAAGCUGAGGCGGACAAGAAAGCAGCUGAAGACAGGAGCAAACAGCAUGAAGAUGAACUUCUGCAGAUGCAAAAGAAGCUCAAGGGGACGGAGGAUGAGCUGGAUAAAUAUUCUGAAGCUCUUAAGGAUGCCCAGGAAAAGCUGGAGGUUGCAGACAAAAAGGCUGCUGAUGCUGAGGCAGAAGUGGCUUCGCUGAACAGACGCAUCCAGCUUGUGGAGGAGGAGUUGGACCGAGCUCAGGAAAGACUGGCAACAGCUCUGCAGAAACUGGAAGAAGCUGAGAAGGCAGCUGAUGAGAGCGAGAGAGGUAUGAAGGUGAUUGAGAACAGGGCCCUAAAGGAUGAAGAAAAGAUGGAACUUCAGGAGAUUCAGCUGAAAGAAGCCAAACACAUAGCAGAAGAAGCUGAUCGCAAAUACGAGGAGGUGGCUCGCAAGCUGGUAAUUGUAGAAGGAGAGCUGGAACGAACAGAGGAGAGGGCAGAACUGGCUGAGGCUAAAUGUGCUGAGCUGGAGGAGGAACUGAAGAAUGUCACCAACAACCUUAAGUCCUUGGAGGCACAAGCUGAGAAGUACUCUCAAAAGGAGGACAAGUAUGAAGAAGAAAUCAAGAUCUUGACUGACAAGCUGAAAGAGGCUGAAACCAGAGCUGAGUUUGCUGAAAGAUCUGUGGCCAAGCUGGAGAAGACUAUUGAUGAUCUGGAAGAUGAGCUUUAUGCUCAGAAACUCAAGUACAAAGCCAUCAGUGAAGAGCUGGACCACGCUCUCAAUGACAUGACCUCCAUCUAAAUACCCAGAAUCUCAACCCUGACAAGUUCAGGAUCUUCUUCCUUUCCUCCUCAUCCCAACCACCUGGUGGCUCCUGUGGUGCUGCUGCAACUUGUCUCUGUUCUGAUAAAAAUGACAUUUUUUCUGUUUUCUUCAGUAUAUCAGGCACGGUCAAAGAAAACUAAUUCUGGGUCAAUGUAUUCAUGAUUUAUUUACUCAAAUUGUGUCUUGUUUACAGUUAAGCCCCAAAUUAUUCACCCGUUGACAGACUUUAAAAUUAUUUUUAUUUAACCAAAAAGUUUAUCUAAUUGGACAUGAGACAGGCAUCUCUCAGAAAAGAAUAAAACAAUUUUGGAAAAAAGUGUUUUCAUUUCAAUUUGUUCUAAAAAAUAACAUGUAGAAAAUUAUUUCUACCCCUCUCAAUAACUGAUGAAAAAAUCUUUAUUGCCAUUACAGUAAUCAUAUUCUUAUUUGCUGCUCUGCUGUUUGAACAUUACCACUAGUAUUCUGAUUACUUAUCUUGGCAAUGAGCUCAAGGUCUGUGAGGCUGGAAGGCCUCAAAGACUUGGCCUCAAAGACUAGGCUCCUAAUCUUUAAUUCCCUCUAUAGAUUUCCUAUCAGAUUCAAGUUGGGAUUCUGGCUGGGCCGCUUCAAAACAUUAAUUUUACUUCCAGACAAAAGAUACAAAAUGGUAAAAUUAAAUUACUAAACUUGAAUUUUUUUUAACCAAAUUUUUUCAGGGGAAUUAAUAAUUUUGAGCUUAACUCAUCCAGCUAUUGUUCAAAUGCAUUUACGGUUAAUACAUACUGCUUUUAGGGAAGUUCAUUUAGAGCAUUGUCAUAGGAAGUAAUAGCAGAUAACCGCAGUCAUUUUUCCCCAACUGAAAAUGAGGUAGAUGUAUUUUACCUUCAGAAGCUACUAAUUUAUUUAUAAAAUAAAGUUCUCAGAGGGUGAUCUACAGUUAUGGCUAAA